CCUACACCAGUGAAAGCCUUUUUCAUGCUUAUUUGGGACAGAUCAUGCGCUUGAGGUCACUUGGAGUUAAUCAGAUCAGCUCUUCGAAUUGGUAAAGCUACUUACUGAACAGAGCCUCUGCACCAGUGAUGGGCGUGAUUACCCUUGUGCUUCUUGUGACUGUUGCGGUGGAGGGAAGGAUAUUGUGUCCAGAAAUCGGUCUGCUUGGAGCUCCCACAAACCUGACCUGCAUAGAAGCAAGUAGAAGCCACUCCUUCCUAACACCCAAAGAACACACAGCAGCAUCAUGUAACACAUCAACUGGGAAAUGCAUAACCACUGGCAUCUUCACAGCGUCUGUCCACAAUACCACCUCCAGUGUUCUCACCAUACCUGCCUUGUUGAAGUCAUACGCUGGCGCCUGGAAAUGUAGCAGUGAUGGCGAUAUGCCCGAUCCUCCUAGCUGCCAGAUGACUGUGGCAAAAUUCCCAACAUGCACUAUAACAAGAAGGCAAUAUGAUGACAGUGACUUCACCAGGGACGAGGAAGUGGCGUUGAAGGUUAACGUAACUGGAGACUACUGUUCUGAGUCGGCCCAGUUUCAGUUGCAAACAGGAAACAUUCAAACGGGUUUGAACUACUCACAAUGGAAGGAGAACACAGAUGUCAUAUUCACUCUGACUGAGUCUCACCUCGGGGAAGUGAAACUGGUCUUCAUCUGUAGAGGAUACAGCCAAGCGUUAUCAUGUGAAGGGAUUCAACAACUGAAAUUCCCAACAUGCACUAUAACAAGAAGGCAGUAUGAUGACAGUGACUUCACCAGGGACGAGGAAGUGGCGUUGAAGGUUAACGUAACUGGAGACUACUGUUCUGAGUCGGCCCAGUUUCAGUUGCAAACAGGAAACAUUCAAACGGGUUUGAACUACUCACAAUGGAAGGAGAACACAGAUGUCAUAUUCACUCUGACUGAGUCUCACCUCGGGGAAGUGAAACUGGUCUUCAUCUGUAGAGGAUACAGCCAAGCGUUAUCAUGUGAAGGGAUUCAACAACUGAGGCUGGUAUAUACCUUUGAUGACGACAGUACAGGUGGUAAAGAGGAACAUUGCCGCUCCACAGUUAUCAUUGCUGGAACUGUAGGUGUCGUCGUUAUCGUCAUCAACGUCCUCGCUGUCAUCGUAUGUCUGCGGAGACAUCACUGUCAGAACAGACAGCCACCUGUUGGUUACCUUGGCGCCGUAUACGCCCCGGGCAGCGCAGCCUCUGACUACGGAUAUGCCACCGUCGAUGAUGUGGGCUAUGCAAGUGGUCAAUACCUACCCCCAACUGUUGACUAAGUCAUAGAUACAUCAUUCUAAACAGAUCCCACGCUCCUUUCCUUGCCAGCAUCGGACUGUUGUACUGCAGACAGAUUCUACAACCUGCACAUACUGGAAGGAGACACACUUUGUGCUUACUGAGGAGUGAGUGAGUGAGUGAGUUAAACUUUAUCAUCACAUCGGCAAUAUUUCAGCCAUAUCGUGACGAGAACAAUUAAUUUUAUACAU
Molecule: messenger RNA, 1523 nt
Organism: Haliotis rubra (blacklip abalone)
Lineage: Eukaryota; Metazoa; Mollusca; Gastropoda; Lepetellida; Haliotidae
Exons: 7
Coding region: 129-1313 (394 amino acids)
Source: RefSeq, a predicted model, not a curated record